AUGAAGGAUACACACGAAGACAAUCAAACUUCCAAUCAGGAGGUGCAAAGUGAUUCUGGCUCGGAUGAUGAACAAAUCGUACUCGCCGUUAUAGGAGUCGCUGUACUGAUAUCAAACGGUCUUGUUUGUACACUUUUCUGUCGAUACCGUACACUUCGCACAAUAACAAACACUUUUAUUGUAAGUUUGGCGAUAAGUGAUCUGAUGGUUGCAGCGGUGUUCUUGCCGACAUAUCUUGCACGUCUGGCUGCAAGCCCCUAUAUAAUCGCCUACAUUCUAUUUGCUUACCUUUUUAAUUUCUGUGGGGUUACCUGGGAUCGUUACCAGGCUGUUCUUAAUCCACUUACUUACAGAUCUAAGGUGACGCGAACGAUUGUCUACAAGAUACUGGCUCUUGUGUGGAUUAUACCAUUGCUUUUAGCUAUAAUACCGAUAUUCUGGGAGUACCAGGAGGAUAUCAAGUCAUCAGCCGAGCGUAUUUACCAAGGAAUCUUGGUAACAAUAGUGACAAUAUGUAGCCUGUUGAUAUGCUGGGCCUACGGUCGAAUAUUUCGUGCAACAAGACGUCAAAUGAAAAAGAUGAUUGAAAUGUCCGAGACAAACUCGAGGGUCGAAAACAGUGCAAAGAAACAAUUAAGGGGAUCAAAACGACUCUCAGCAAAUAUCUCCAAAGAGGUGAAGGUUGCUAAAGUCUUCGCGCUUGUUGGGGGCACAUUUGGAGUCUGCUGGCUCCCUUUAAUCAUUAUUAACGUAUUUGGGGCGCUGGGUUUUCCAGAACUGAUUCCCGGUACCUUCCUUCAAAUAUCGCUCUAUUCCUUGGUUGGAAAUGCAUUGGCGGAUCCGUUGAUUUACUCAUUCUAUAAGGCAGAUUACAGGCGUGCCUUUAUGAAACAUUUCGGUUGCUCUAAAUCACGACUCCGUUACACAUCCUCAAUGACUAAUGACUCUAUUUGCACGGAAGAAAUACGCAGCAGCAGAGUAGAUGAAAACCUAAUUCAGACAUCUAAAUCCGUCAAUUUAGCUAACUUAUAAUAAAUCACCCAAACUAAUAUUCAUUAAAGGACUUCCUUCCUCCCGAAAAAAAAAAACAAAAAAUACGUGAAUAAAAAUAAAUUCAUAAAUACAAAAUCCACAAGGAGAAUGCGUGCUGUUAGUUGCAGGUGAAACAGUUUAUUUGCGUAAUUAUGGUUACAAGCCCGCAAUAAAAAGAAAGUUUAAAUUUCAGUCUAAACAAAGAACUUUCAUUUAGGCACAAACUAUAAUAGCGCUGGGUACAUUAGUGCGAGAUACGUUUUCAUUUGUAACUGAAUGAACCUCCCAAAACAUAAUUAAUCUCUGACUUCAAUGUGAUCAUUUUGGAAUGCGUUUCUUUAUGAAUUUUGCCGAUAAUUUGUUAGCUGUAAAUAUUUUAAGUGAAGAUGAAUGGAAAUGAUUAAUUUUCAAAAAAAUAAUUGUUGUAUUGAUAUCUUUAUUAAUUUUUGAACAUGGGACAAUGAACUGUUUGAUUGCAUGUGUUGGUGAAUUUACACGGCUUUUAACUUAAAUUAAGGAGCUGACUAAGUCUAUGUCAUAAGCACCUGACAAUGAAAUCAGAAGGUCUUAACAGAGAGAUACGAGCAACCAAUAAAAAUUCUUACGAAAAUGGAGAAAUGGGAUGACAUUGAUGACAUUUCAAGUUAAUGAAGCGUUUUGUUUCGUUUCGUUUCCUCGGAAUGCCGAGUUAUAAGUAUGUAGACUUCGACCAUUCUUUGUUGAUUUUACGCUGUGGUUGUUCAAAAAAAACGGCGAGUAUUCGUCUACAUAUGGCGUGUAAUCCCCGCCAAAAAUGAUUUUGUUAUGUUGUGCUAAAUUGUGAAAUGUAAAUUUAUUGCAAUCGUUUCAUGCUUAGUACUGUUGCAUCAAAUUCGGUGAGAACAACGUACUAAUAAAUUUAUUUUGUGGAAUCAAAUUCGGUACCACCGUUUCAAAUUCGGUUCCAGAUCAGUUAAAAUUAUAUUCUGGAGCAUCAAAUCCCUCAACUUUCCAAUUCCUCUUCAUUAAGAGGGGUCUAUCAUAUUCGGCAACACCAUCAGUAUUCAACCAGUAAGUGUUAUCUCUUCUUCUUCAUCAAAUUUCAGUCAGCCUUAGUUCAGUUUUUUGACAUCAGAUAGAUACACUUCUGUACUUUGAAUUCAGUCCUGAAAUACUUAAAUCUACCCUGGCUCAUCAUUUCUGGGAAUUCUGAAAUUAUCCCUAAAAGUAACAAACUCUGUCUGUCCCUAGUCAUCAUUAUCAUCGACAACGUCACCAUUAUCAUAUUAUGAUGUAAUAUUUCCGCUGCAGAGACCAACACGUGACCAAUCAUCAACUAGUCGUUUAUUGUAAAUCUAAAAGUUAGUUUCAAUGACCUUUCACCAAGCAAUAUUUGGGCAACAAAGAAAUCUUUGUUUUUAAUGUAAUAUCUUGUUUGUCAAAAGGUGUUGCCUUGGUUUAAAUGCUGUGGUAAAUGUACAUAUUGUCCGAGAUUCCCAUCUCCCAUUUCAAGUUCAUGAUCGUCUUUUUCCCUCCUCUUUAUCCUUAUAACAGUAAGCUCGGGAAUUUUUUCUUUUGUUGAUUCCUUAUUAGUUCCCACUCUCCGAAUUCUCUUAAAGAAAACAACAUUUAUAGCUUUACGGCGAAUUUUGCUGUUGAGAGUUAGGCAUACAAUUGGAUUUAUGCAACUGCUUCCAAACGCAAACACAGAGUACGUAACGUACGCCUCGCGAGGCAGGCUUCCUGUUCCCAUGAUUGCAUUCAGGAAAUCCACCGCAAUUAUUGGAGUCCAGCUGAUAACAAAAGCAAAAACAAGUCCCAGUAGAAGUUUAGUCGUUCGUAGUUCUUCAGAACUUAGAUCACCAUUCUGAUGGCGGGAACGUGAACGAAUCGUGUUUUUCGUUGCAAUGACAUGUUGCUUCACCGUGCGAAAAACUUUAUAAUAACACAACGCGAUGAGUGUCAUGGGUAAAACUGUGUAAAUAAGCAACAAGAAAAUAGUAUAUGAUAUGUUACCCAAUUUUCGGCUUGGAUCAAAUGUCAUAAAGCAGGCGGCCUUUCCCGGUCUGAAGAUGUAGGUUACCAACCCACCCAAAUAAGGUGAAAGAGCAAGAACGAAAGGAAGAGUGCUUACAGCUGCAAUCAUUCCCAAUGUGAAUCUUUUGGUAAACCAUUUUCGGUAUAUGCUGGGUCUACGAACACAAUAGUAUCGAUUUAUAGCCAUUAAGGUUACCAAAUGCAGUGAGAUCCACACAAGGCAAAGGACUAACACACCUUGAAAAAUGCAUACACCUUCACUGAAAAUCCAUUUUCCCUGGAUGAAAAUAGACGCUGAAAAAGGCAUAACUAGCAAGGAAGUUAGUAUAUCCGCAAUUGCUAGACUAACCAAGAAAAUGUUUGUGACGGUACGGAGCCUUGGGUUUUGGAAGACCACGCAAAUGAUUAGCGAGUUUCCAAUAAACGAUAUCAUAAUAAUAAGCAACAUCAAACUUGAUUCAAGUACUAUGGUCACCUUGCCUCUAUUUUCUAGUUCGUAUUGAAGCCUUUUCAAGUUUUCUUCAUCCAUUUCGAAUUCCAGUUACACGAAAAGGAAAUAAUCUCAAGACAGUUGACGAUAAAUAACUGAAGACUUUUGAUGAAAUCAGUACUCGAUGUGUUAACUGAAGUAUUGCUGCACAGUUUGUCUAAUUUGAAAGAAAUAAAAUGGUUUUGAUUAAUUAAAAAUCGCAGUUACGUUAUUUUCAGAUCGAAGCAUAGGCAACAAAAAUCGUAUCGUUUUACCAUUUAAAUUGUGAUGCUGUUUUGGCACAUGUGCUAGAGCCUAGAUGGCAAUUGUAGGAAAACUAAGCACCAUAGCAUGCGCAUAGAUUCUUCAAAGAUCGGUCUUCAGAAAAACAAGGAAACAUGUACGUACAGCUGCUGAUAGAUAUGUCAUUUGAUUGGGAAAGAACAUUGCCGGCUGCUUAAACCAUUUAAACAAAUCGGUGCUUGCUAUUAUUAAGAAACAACUCCAUUGGCUGAGUUUGACAGCUAAUGUCAAUUUUCCCGCCGCACUAAUGAUUUUUGAUAACCGGUUGUGUAACACCGUAUCCUUUUUAACAAACCUUACUGUACCCGCUUAAAAUUACAAAUCCACGUGAAUUACUCCUUUUGAUGUGUUUGAAAACAUUACAAAGCGAAUAAAAUAUAUGGAUAUAUUUUGGACUUUGACAUGAAGUUCAAAGGACAACACAAUAUAGUAACGAAAAUGUAAUAGGGAAUUUACAAAUUAGCACAAAGGAAUUAGGUCCUCGUUUAUAGACCGUGUUUAGCCUGUCCAAAUAAUACAAAUUAAUAUUAAAGGCAGUUGUCUUUGGUAAGUUCAGAGUUGGUAAUCACAACUGGGGUACCCCAUGCGGGAGCUUCAAAGGCCAACAUAAUAGUCUACUUGCCAUGGCUGCAUACCACAUAAAUAAUGGCAGCUUUUAGGCGGGGCGAACAGGGCUUGCUAAUUAAGAAAGCAAGGUUUUGCUUAGUUUAUGGAAAAUGUAAGAAUCUGUAAGUGCACAGGCUAACACAUACCUCCCAACCGCAGCCUUCACUUGUCCGUAAUGCAUUAUCGUUCCCAGAGCCACUUGGGUCAAUUUGUAACGGACGAGCGACCAAUCGAAGCGACAAGCUCUGCGUGGGAACGAGAAUACCCGCAGCGUCAUUGGGGAUGUGGGGUUCUUUCGAGCCAUCCUACCCUUGAUCCCGUGAAGCUGCUUUGUAGUGUAUGUAUGAGUAGUCCUUAUCAGCGAUUGGUCAAAGCCGCGACCAAUGGCAGCAAAUGAUAACAGCAAAUUUGUCACAAGGCUUAUUAUACAAAAGACAGACACUGAAAAGCUAAAGCGAAUUCAGCAGUAAAUAGGCUAUUUUGGCUCAAGGGAUCGUUCGAGUGUCCAAAACGUACAGUAAAGCAAAAACCAGUAGGUAAAGUAAACGAAAUUAUGUCGCGUGUCCGGUUUCUUGUGCCAGAGAAUAAAAAUAUGAAAUGUAACAAGAGAUAUUAGGGACGGACCAUUAAAAAACUUAUGGGGGGGUAAUACAAAAAAAAUAUUCUCGCAAGGGAAAAUUAAAUGAAAAAAAAAUUCAUGCACACCAAUUAAUCCUGAAAAAUAUUCAUGCCAUGGCUUAAAAAAAAAUCAUACAUGGAAUCUGAUAGCGGAAAAAAAUUCCUGCGGUUGAAAAGUUCCCCCCCCCCCCAUAACUUUUCUAAUGGUCUGUCCCUUAAUAUCUUUCAUGAAACGAUGUCAAAUUUGUUUAAUUUGCUAAUCCAGCGUGUUCAAACAGUUGGAAGGCAAAGGGACAAAAAAUAAUCUGAGAAAAUCCAUUCUGCCUUGCAGUAACAAUAAGAAAAUAAUAAAAAGAAAAUGAAGAGAAAAUAAAUGAAAUAGAGUGGAAACAAGACAUAGAGAAUUAAAAAGAAAACAAAAGAAAUGAACAGUGAAAUAUGUAAUAUGUCCUGUGUUAAAAAAUACCCGCACCUCCUUAUAAACUCUUAAUGGCGUAGCUGGUAUCCAUAUAAUUGUAGUUUCUACUCUAGUAUGUGUUUGGUCUCACACUUAAUUGAUACGAUAUGGUGCAGUCAUUAUCUUUUACACCGAUACGAUAGUCAUUAUCCUUUGUUAGGAAAACGUCUCCUUCACAGUGUCGUCCUGUUUCAUGAAAUGAUGUUUUUGAAACUUCUGGCGCUAUCCACCUUUUCAGCUUGAUUAAAUAAAGGAGCGUCGAACAUGCAAUUAAAUUUGAAGCAUUUAGGAAAUAAUUAUGUUUUACCGAAAAAUUGUCAACCUGGAACUAAUUGGAUUGCAUUGAACUACACCGAAAAGCCUAUUGUCUGUGAGCUAGGGGGGUUAUACACAUUUUACAGUGCGAAAUCAAAGAGGUUCCUGUUCUGUCCUUAAUCCAAUCGCCUUUCAAGGUGCAUUUUUGUUUUCCUAAAUAAACGGGCUAAAUUAAUAUAAAUCGACAAUGUGAUCUUCAUGAUGACUAUUUUUGUCUCAUGCAACGCAUGUCUAAGAUUGAAGAGCGGAUGGGUGAGAAGGGGGCUUAAAAAAACAUCAAAAAGUUUAAGGAGAGAAAAUUGAAAAAAGGUAAAUACUGUUUGACGGGUUGAAAUGAGUUACAUGGUCUGAUCUUCGGCAGAUAGAAAAUUAACUUGUAUAAAAUAUGGAAAGCUAGUCUCAGGUCUGUUGAGUUGUCGGUUAUGAUUAAUGGCCGACCUUCAAAGUGGUACCUCCACGUUGAGCUCUUCAACUAGCUUUUAUAAUUUCAAUGCACUCAAACUAUUAAUAGUUCCAGUGACGCCAGCAGUUUUAAGAUGGCAGAAGAUUUUAGUAGGAGUAUUUCCUUCAAAUCAAUUACUAAAUAGGUUUUUUCAAAAUGAUCUUUAAAAAAUCAUUAAAAUACGGGAUGGCGGGAGAACUGGUGUCCUUCAAUACUCGCCAGCUCAGUGAUAUUUACCGACAAAGGAAUUGCUUUGCUUUAAUUAUUUCCUAGGAAUUGUGCGUGAUAUUAGUGUGGCACAUUGGACAAUCAUAAAGCGAACAGAUUAUAAAGCCGGUCGGCUUAGCCUGUCAAUUGAGAAAAAUAAACGUAUAAGCACUAUGCGGGAUAAGAAAGCUUUAAAAGCUAAAUAGACUGCUACCGUAUAUUUAUUUAAGACUGGCAGGCGGGAAUUAAUACGAAAGGGCCGCUGAGAUUCUUUAGGACUGAGGUAAAAGCAUGCAAGAUCGAUGCUAAAUAAUGCACGCGCAUAAAAAUAGUAUGCACUCAUUACCCUACAGAACCAAUCAAGGAAAGACGGUCGAGAGAGCUGUGCACAAAACGACACUGUUUUACAAAGUAAAUAGACCCUUACUGCAUUAUCAGCGACAAAGGAAUAAAAAUGAUAAUAAAUUUAAAUGACUUGGCUUGAUUUUCAUUUUUUCCAACGAUUUUCCCAGUCCCUGAAAAAAAAAAAAGAAACAGUUUGCAAACGGAUCUUCUGCAGAACUCAUAAAGUUCAGCAAAAAAAAUCCAUGAACGUUUUUCACUUACCAAAAUUUCUAUAAUUUCGUUUAUUUCGAAAUACUUAUUUUCUGCCGACUAUAUAUCAUAAAAUUGCACAAAACAGACUUAAUUCAGACUUAAUUACGUCAACUCUCUCAGUCAGUUAUCGGACUGGAUCGGGCACACAAUACAUGUCAAGAAUCUCACUCUUGCUUUCAAUUGACUGAUGAUUUGAACAAAAAGGUUCUUUGAUAAAUAAUUUACUCUUGAUAUUGUAUCCUGUUGGAGUCGUUCAAGAAAUUAGCAUAAUUAUGGUUUACGCUAUACACAGAUGGCUGAUGAAUGCUUGAAGAUAUACCGAUGCUCAUUUACCCUAUAGGGCAUGAAUGAGGUUCGAGUUUUUCCCUUGUCUCCAUUCACUUUCAUGAUUUCAAUCCAUAUUCACCACACGGAAACAAUUUGGUAGAAUACUUAAGUUUCAUAUCAAAAUUCUUAGUUAUCCAUUGGUUUUAAUGAAUCCAUCUCACUUACCACAAGGCGCGCCUCACUGCUCUGUAAUUGUUUACUGUUGGAAUAAGAUGAAGAAAUUCUUCCAAUGAGUACACCGGUUUCUUUAAUAUUUUCUUUGUGUUGAUUAGAAAGCAUAAAAAAUAAGAGACGUCAAAAUACCGGGUAGCUUGGAGUUAUUAGCAUUCAAAACGAUAUUAUACGAGCAGAGUUCUGCUGUUUUCUGGGUUGGUCAAUUGCCUUCCUUCUGCGUCAAUUCCGUGUUACGCAAGAGUAUCCAAGAGAUCAUUAUUAAUGAUGCCUUGAAUUAUUCUAAUGCCCUUCAUACUCGCUUUAAUGCACGAGAAGGUUAUGAGGUUAAUAUCUGGAGUCACCGACGCAAUUAUCCUUUAGGGAAAAUAUAUAUUUGCUACGUGCAAACUUUGCAACUUUUUAGAAAGGGAAACGGAAAGGGCAAAUGUGGAUUCUGACAUGCUGGACGGGCGUGUCGAGUACACGGAUAUUCAUCAGACAAAAAGGGAGUUUUUUGUCAUGUGUUUAAGAGUGGACCAAUACAUGCACCGCUAUAAAUAUCUUCUCAGUUCACAAAAGCAUCAGUUUUUAUUUACCUUCAGCGGGGAAACAAGUUUUCUGAUUAAGAUGACAGACCUAUCGGAUGGAGCCUUGGCUUUACGUUCAAGAAGCAAAUUUACCACGGCCGUUGAAGGAGGACUAAUAUUGUUAAUCAAUUUCGUUUCACUGUUUGGUAAUUUACUCAUUUGUUGUGUUAUCUACAUCAAGCCAAGAUUCUACACGACUACAAACGCUUUUAUCCUCGCCUUGUCCGCCGCAAACGGAUUCAUUGCCUCCUUCGUCAUGCCGUUCACAUCUGCUUCCUUGAUAACAGGCAAGUGGCAGUUUGGGAAGACUUUGUGUGACAUCCAAGGAUUCACAUUCCUCGCGUUAACAUGGAUAUAUUUAUUGACACUAACACUUGCGGUUAGUAGUCAUUUAUUUCAGAUAACCCGGUUGCCCCUUUACAACAAAUGGUUUUCGGUCGACCGUGCGUAUGGCAUGAUCAUGGUGAUCUGGGUCAUAGUGAUAAUAAUUGCGAUAUGUUUCGAAGCGGCUGGGGCCUCCACUUAUCGAUUUUAUCCUGACGCGGCGCUAUGUUCCUUGGCCCCCAACAAAGGAGACUAUAGCCUAGGCACGUCUUAUGCGGUAAUCACACUGGCAUUAUGUAAAGCUUUGACUGUUUUGUCACUGCUGACAUGGUGCAAAAUCAAAAGGCGUAUUAACGUGUCCGUACACGCUUCUGGACACGUCCAAGAAGGAAGAGAAAUUUUGCUGAGAAUUUUUGCAGAGAAAAGAAAAACAAAUCGAGUUUUACUUUACCUUACGACUGCAGUUCUUCUCUUCUGGUUACCGACUGUAGUCAUCAGGAUUUUGGCAUUUUCCAUAACGCUUCCACGUCAGAUACAUCUUACCUCUACUUUUUUCUGGAUUUCCGUCCCUGUACUUCAUCCUAUAAUAUACGGAGCUUUGCAAAGACCUUUCUCAAGGGAGAUUCUAAGGGCCAUGCCGAGACUAAAAAAUGGUAAAAAUAAGGUUCACGCUGAACACACCGUCUGA
This is a messenger RNA of Porites lobata, 9141 nucleotides long. Lineage: Eukaryota; Metazoa; Cnidaria; Anthozoa; Scleractinia; Poritidae. The record is from the annotation of a GenBank genome assembly.